GUCUCCCUGGCUCGUUUUCGGUUUUUCGUCACAAACAUUAGAAAUGGAAAGCUUAUUCGCAAUACCGUUUUCGGUAUUAGAAAUCCCUAAUAUCAAAAUUAAAAAGCCGUCAUGGCUUCAGGCUCCAUCGGCGAUGACUACUUUCUCAUUGGUGCUACUCUCAUACUUUUUGGUGACUGGAGGUAUAAUCUAUGAUGUGAUAGUGGAACCGCCUAGCGUCGGCUCAACGACCGACGAGCACGGCCACAGCCGCCCCGUGGCCUUCAUGCCGAACAGAGUGAACGGCCAGUACAUCAUGGAAGGCCUAGCUUCCUCGUUCCUCUUCUCCAUGGGGGGCCUAGGCUUCAUCAUCCUCGACCGGACACAUAACCCGUCUACACCUAAACUGAACAGAAUCCUACUCAUCUCAGUAGCGUUCCUGUGUAUCCUGGUCUCCUUCUUCACAACCUGGAUCUUUAUGAGAAUGAAGCUCCCUGGAUACCUUCAGAAUUAGAAAUAAGAUCAACUUUUUACAAAUGAAAUCUUUUAUAUUUACUUAGUCUGUAUUCUAAGUUGAAUAAAAUACUUUUUU
Messenger RNA from Cydia amplana, 571 nucleotides. Its product is annotated as oligosaccharyltransferase complex subunit ostc-A. The transcript is spliced from 2 exons. Gene Ontology annotation, cellular component: oligosaccharyltransferase complex. NCBI's taxonomy places the organism in Eukaryota, Metazoa, Arthropoda, Insecta, Lepidoptera, Tortricidae. The record is from RefSeq and is a predicted model, not a curated record. The coding region runs from base 44 to 493 and encodes 149 amino acids.